Molecule: messenger RNA, 1802 nt
Organism: Miscanthus lutarioriparius
Lineage: Eukaryota; Viridiplantae; Streptophyta; Magnoliopsida; Poales; Poaceae
Source: the annotation of a GenBank genome assembly
UAGGCGUCGUCGGUCAGGAUCCCAUCCUGCUGCUCCCCUGCAACGAACGCCGCCCUGCCGGCUCCACUGGUCCCUGCAGCCGGCGCCGGCGACCUGCAUCCCGGCUAGGCACUCCCCCCGAGCCGAAGCUCAAGGACUUGCCAAGGCUGUAUUGGACUCACAAUAAUCUCACUGUCAUGGAUGUGACGCCCUUGUGGAACCACUCAUCCGAUGCUCUGUUAUAUGCUCACCAUCCUUCUCACAUGGUGGAUUUGAAUAAAACACAGAAUCCAGAUGGUUUUAGCCAUUGUCAUGAGCUAGGCAGGCAGGCCCCUCAUUUCCUCGUCAAUGGGGUCUCAUGGGGGAAUUUGGAUGCCAAGGGUUCAAUUCCGAGGAAGCCUGACUCUUGCAGUGUACAGGGAAAGUCUGGUUGCCACUAUAUCAUUGAUUUAGAGAAACCAGCCACAUUGGAUUGCGGUGUACAGGGAAAGUCUGGUUGCCACUAUAUCAUUGAUUUAGAGAAACCAGCCACAUUGGAUGAUGAGGAUGCAGACUAUGCUAACCACAAUGGCGGUCUUUCAGAUAAUUCACAGUGUGUUCCACUGGAUAGCUCUUCUUUGAUGCGUGGUUGCUUAUGCACAGAUCAAAGCGCCCCUUAUGUUACUUCUGGUUCAGUUGGUUCCAGUGAUACUCCAGACAGUCAUUCACCUGCCAUAACAAAGAAUACAGCAUCUGGACGCAUGUUUAUCGAUCUGAAUGUAGCCCAGGAGGAUGAUUUUAAUUUUUGUCCUGAUCCCUCCAAAUUGGUGUGUUCUACUUCAACUGGUUCUGCUACAAGACAGUCUGGAGGUUUUUGCAACAAUUCGAGCAAAACAUUCCUCAAAGGAAGUGAAUCUAGUAUCGGAUCAUCGAAAGGAUCCUCUGGAACAGUCGCCACGACUAUCACUGUUCCAGAUAGUUCAAGGGAAGUGUUGGCUGCAGGUGUAUUUCGUGAUUUCCAGAGCCACAAGCCUUUCUUUAUGGAAACAUCAACUCCACUUCCCAGAAAAAAUACCCGUCAUCUGAUGAUUUCCAGAUUGGAGUCUCAGGGUUGUAUGGAAAUGGAAGUACCACGGAAAGAAUUUUCAGUUCGUUCCAGCGGUGAAAAUAAUUCUUAUUCAGGUUUAACUAAACUGGGAGGCGGCCAAGUCACAAAUUUAAUGGGACAAGUACAAGCAGCUGUUGUUGUACAUAGGGAUAACCAAGAGGAAACUAUAACAGUAAUAUCUGAUCACAAAGUGGAAGGCUUUGACCUAAAUGUAGCAGUUGAGAGCACUGAUUUUCCAGCAAAUUUUGAAAGCAGUUAUUUAAGGCAACAUGUAAAUAAUGAUGGCAGACAUUGUUUGGCUCAGAAUGAGGCUCAGCAAAAUAUUGCUCCCAUUGAAUGUCCAGUUGUUAGAAACCAGAACAUGGCUGUUAAGAGCACGGAUGGUGAGGAUGUACAGAGUCCAGUUUCUGGAAUUGCAAUUAACAGGUCUGUUGUGAUCCCGGAAACUCCUCAAGGUCGCGACUAUGCAUGUCCACGAUCGAGAUCGUCAUGUAAUGCAGCAUCAGUUGCGCCUGAAGCUGUCAGCUUUGAUGAAACGGAGAUGGGAGAGUUCGAAAAAAGUGCUGCUACAGCAGCUGAGACACUUGUUUCCAUGUUUGCGAGCAACUCUGCAUGGUUGACAGAUGGCCCUGGAAGCAAUGGUGAAACAUACGCUGAGGAUGCAACACAGGAACCUGCACCUUCAUUGAAUUCUUUUGAGGAAAGCAUACUGAGCCUAGGAGGAGAUGAAAGAUGA